Molecule: messenger RNA, 3225 nt
Organism: Pichia kudriavzevii
Lineage: Eukaryota; Fungi; Ascomycota; Pichiomycetes; Pichiales; Pichiaceae
Exons: 1
Coding region: 1-3225 (1074 amino acids)
Biological process (GO): intracellular sterol transport
Cellular component (GO): mitochondrion; plasma membrane; endoplasmic reticulum membrane
Molecular function (GO): sterol binding; sterol transfer activity
Source: RefSeq, a predicted model, not a curated record
AUGGGUCCAGCGUUUCAUAACCCACUCAAACCUCUUGCAGAGUCACCCUCGGAAACAAACUUGCAAGCCUCUCCUCGGAAGAAAAGCAACAAGCUAACAAAAUUUUUUAAGAGACAUGCAAAAUCCAACUCUGAUUCAGGGUCUGCAUCUACCUUUACAGCGUCAUUGUCUGACGAGAAGGGAAUGAGAAAGUCGCAGUCUAGUAGGUUCUCUUAUAAAAGGUCAAUGGAGUCGUCAAAUUCCACGUCGAGUAAUAAAAGAAUGAUCAAAUCACAAUCUGUUCCAAAUGGACUGUUAUCCAAUAGUAAAAACAACAGGGAGCUCACCAUUCAAAGUGCAAAUAUAGACAUAUCUAAGGUGAAACUGCCCAAUGUUCAUUCCAUCAAAAAUGUGAGGUCAGAAGCAGAAGAAUUGGAGGCUGCAAGAAGGAAACUUUUGGGGAAUCGUCAUAUAAAAUCACUGAGGCGUAAGCAUAGACCCAAUUAUAAUGAUAAUAGUAAUAUCAAUGGUAAUCGUGAUGGUGUAGAUGAUUCAGAUUCGGACAUGCUUUCGGACCCAGAGUCUUCAUUGCAACAUAAACAAAGCAUAAGUAAACUUCAGACUUCACAAAGAACAGAUACACGUACUACAGCUGGAGAAAGUUCAAUAACUGAGGGGGAACACGAUAGUAUCCGUCCAAAAACACAAUUGGCUCUUAUAAACCAUGGCGCUAACCAAUUGGCAAAGGCUCCGCAUCUGUCUAAUACAAAUUUGCGCCUGCAUAGCUCAACUCCAAACCCGUCAGAUUCUUCAAUUAAUGGUGAUGCAAACGGUGAUAACAAUCCUUCAAAUGAUUCAAAGGAGCAUACUGGGAUUUUUUCAAGCCUUUUAAAUACUUUGAACUGGAAAUCUUUUACAGAUCUCACUGGUGUACACGAUGAGAACCAUAACGAGGCGGAAAACCAUAACGACCUAAUUUCUAAAAAUAGUCAUGUAUCAUUAGACGCAGAAAAUGGCCGUCACAGUGAAGAUAAAAGAGGCGACAGUCCAUUGGACAAGGUUAGCUUUGUCCCAAUUAAGCAACCCUUGAUCAAAACCCUUGGACAGGGUAGUCUCACGCUCGAUGCUUUCCCUAAAAAUCAAACACAGUUGCUAAAUCAGGAUGAUACUACACGGAUUCUGGUGAAUGGGCAGCCUGCUGAUACACUGAAUUACAAAAAGGCUUCUCCAACACGUCCAAGACUGGAGAUCACUCGUGAAGACAGAGAGAGGAGAGUCAGAAAUUCAAUGUCGCCCUCAAGGAAGCAGCAGAUGAGAGCUUCUUUGUCUUCAAUGUUGUCAUCAGAUGAAGAUGAAGGUGCGGUUGGGUCUAUUCCAAUGUCAGCCAGUAUGAAGUUGAAAAAACGCUUAAAGCUGCCUCUGUCAAGUAAAAAGAUUAUGACAGAUUCAGCCUUUUCUACAAUGACGGAUGAAUACCCUGAUGUAUCUCCACGAAAAAGAAUUUCGUUGAUUGAAAAAUUGGAUGUUAGAAUGCCAAGCGAAAAGAGGCAGGAGGCAUUUCACAGUGCAUUUCCCGGCUUACCCUCUGAUGAGAUCCUUAUUGAAGAUUUUACUUGUGCAUACCGCAAAGACAUUUUAAUUCAGGGAAAAUUGUAUUUGACUGACCAGCAUGUAUGCUUUUACUCAAAUAUCUUGGGAUUGGUUACCCGAAUUAUUAUUCCACUAAACUCCAUUUUGAAGAUUCAGAAAAAGAAAACUGUCGGUAUACCAAAUGCCAUCGAAUUCAGCAAUUUGCAUGAUAAAUUUGUUUUCGCCUCUUUCUUAUCGAGAGAUCCUACUUUUGACUUAAUUAACAAAGUUUGGAAACUAACUAUUAAUAACGAAGGUUAUGAUACCAUCAGUAUGGACUUUGAUGAUGACGAUGAAGUUGAAUCUAUCGAAUCAUUAUCUGGUGAUUCUUCAUACGUUGAUGAUACAGAUUUUGGGGGUGACCAUGCCCCAACUUAUCCUGUUACAAGGAAAUCAACAUCAGGAAGCGGUGAUGUCACAACAGCAGCACCUGAAUCAAACGGUACGGGAACUGUUGUUGCAAAUAACGAUGAUACAGAUACCAGUAUAUCUGACCCGGAAAAUAUGGUAAAAGAUGACGGAAAUGAUGAAAAAACCGCCAAUGAGAACAUAUUCAAUGGAUUACCCUUUGAAGGACCUAAAGCACAUCCGGAAACUUCUAAUGGCUAUACUCCAGAAUCAUCGGAUGUUAAGAUCAUAGAUGAUGUCAUCAACGCACCAUUAGGGUUAGUCUAUGGCCUAUUAUUUGGUGAUGAUGUUUCCUUUGUACAAAAUUUGCUCAAAGUUCAAAAGAAUUUUGAUAUCAGUGAUAUACCUAAGUUUUCAGGGAAUAAAAGAAACUACAGCUAUGUUAAGCCGCUAAAUGCUCCUGUUGGGCCAAAGCAAACCCGAUGUCUCGUGGAAGAAGAUAUUGAACAUAAAGAUUUUAACAAGUACUGUUUGGUCAUUCAACUAACGGAUUCUCCUGAUGUUCCGUCUGGUAAUAACUUUAAAGUCAAAACCAAAAUAUACCUAAGCUGGGCUGCAAAUAAUGCUACAAAAAUAUUUAUUGUAACAAGUAUUGUCUGGUCUGGUAAAUCUUGGAUUAAGGGUGCAAUUGAGAAAGGUACCAUCAGUGGCCAAAAGGAAUCUUUGGGUCAACUGGUGACUGAAUUAAAGAAAAAAAUUUCAGCUGGUGGAACUGCUACCGCUGUUGGUAAAUCUAAAAAAAGAGACAGAAAGAAGGAGAAAGAAGGGAAUGCCGAAGAAACCUUAACUGAGACUUCAGUUGAGCCGGUUUCUCAGCCUGUUGUUGAAAUGCCACCUGAACCAAAAUCAUACCUGGACAUUAUCAAGGAACAGAUCGAUCUAAAGUUUAUUCUUAUUUUUAUCUUGUUUACAAUCGUCCUGAGUGACAAGGUCAGAAAGCCAUCCAAACCGGCAGGUGGGUAUGAGCUCUACUCCAAUGAUAGGAUGUUGAUGAGUGAAUCCAGUUUAUGGGAAUGGAUCGAAGAGCGUGAACGUGUCACGGAUCGUACAUUGCAUAGAAACAACGAUGAACACCGUAAACAGUUCCGACAGUCUCUUGGAGGCAGAGCCAGGGACAAAAUGUCAGAUUUAGAGUUGAAGGCAACCAUAGAAAUGUUAGAGCAACAGUUGAGCUCAUUGAAAGAGGAAGCUAAUCAUGAUAUUCUAUAA